This is a messenger RNA of Cannabis sativa, 1926 nucleotides long. Its product is annotated as protein IQ-DOMAIN 22. The transcript has 4 exons. Gene Ontology annotation, molecular function: protein binding. The record is from RefSeq and is a predicted model, not a curated record. NCBI's taxonomy places the organism in Eukaryota, Viridiplantae, Streptophyta, Magnoliopsida, Rosales, Cannabaceae. The coding region runs from base 266 to 1657 and encodes 463 amino acids.
AAACACAUCAAAAAAAAUUAUAAAAAAUAAAAAUAAAUAGUUAAAGCACAAAAUGGACUCUAUACAUUCCCUAUUUCUUUCUCUAAACUUUCUUUCUCAACAUUAUAACCAACCCAACUACAACCUCCUCCUCCUUCUUCUUCUACUACUAGAAAUGUUACUCCAUAACCAGACCGUACACUUACACACGAACCCUCCUCCACUUUUUCAACCUAUUCAUGUUCUCAACUUCUGAAAAACCUUUCUUCUUCCCAAUUUCCAAACAAUGGGCAAAGCUUCAAAAUGGUUUCGAGGUCUCUUUGGCCUCAAAAAAUCCGACUACUCUGCCUCCUCCUCUUCUUCUAGACCCUCCAAAGAGAAACGAAGAUGGAGCUUUGUCAAGUCUGUAAGAGACAAAGACCACAACUUCUCCACCACCACUACUACUCACCCAAGCGACGCCGCAACAAGAUCAACCGUGCGUGACGGAGACCGCGACGGCGAAAAGCACGCCAUUGCAGUCGCUGCUGCUACAGCUGCAGUAGCCGACGCGGCUGUGGCUGCGGCUCAAGCCGCCGCAGCUGUUGUUCGCCUGACUAGCGGUGGCGGUGUCGGUGGCAGUGUUACCACCGCGGCGGUGCACGUUAGUAAGGAGGAGUGGGCCGCUCUUAGGAUUCAAUCGGCAUUUCGAGGCUGCUUGGCAAGAAAAGCAUUACGAGCACUAAAAGGAUUGGUGAAGUUGCAAGCUUUGGUAAGAGGUCACAUUGAGAGGAAAAGAACCGCGGAAUGGCUGAACCGGAUGCAAACUUUGAUGCAAGCGCAGGCACGAGCCAUCGGUAGUCGAUCCGUUCAAGCUUUGGAAUUCCAACAUUCAAGUUGCAAGUCCUCUCAUUUUCAUCAUCCGGGACCAGCUACCCCUGAAAAAUUUGAACAUCAUAUCAGAACAAAGAGUAGAAAACAUGAGCAAUCUUCAUCACUCCUCAGGAAAAACAGCUGUAAAUCAAAUGCAAGAGCAGCUGUUAGUGAUGAAAGAUCAGGAGACCUAAGAAGUUAUUCAGUAAGAAACUCAGUAACAACUGACGACGAAAGGAGCGAUAGAGUUGUCGAAAUAGACAAUGGUAAACCUUACACAACAAUCAAGAGAAGAAACCUCUUUUCAGAUCAAAACAGUCAUAGCUUUACAACCUCAAAAGACUCAACAUCUCACUUCACAGUUCCAAGUCCUUCCUCCUACGAAGUAGUUCAAUCUCUAAACCCGUUGAAGCUUCAAAACGACAAUAAUAACAUGGAAGAAGAAGAGAGCUCCUUCUGCACGGCCAACAACAGCCCACAAUUCUAUUCAGCCACCUCAUCAAAGGGCGGUGGAAUAAGCUCGAGGAAAAGUCUCUUCACUCCAACAAAGAGCGACGGGUGUAGAAGCUUCCUUAAUGGGUACUCGGAUUACCCGAACUACAUGUCGUUUACCGAGUCUUCUAAGGCGAAAGUGAGGUCUCUUAGUGCUCCAAGACAGAGGCCUACUCAGUAUGAACGAUCAAGUUCAACUAAGAGAAACUCCACUGUUCAUCACUGUGUUGGAACACAGAAGAUGUCAACUUUGCAAGCCAAUUUUAUGAACAAGGCUUAUCCAGGAUCUGGUCGAUUGGACAAGCUUGGAAUGCCAAUAGGUUACAGAUACUAAUUAAGAAGAUUUGGCUUUUUUCUAAUUUGACUAACUAAUUUAAGUGUAGUAUUUUGAUAUGUAAUUAUUAAGAUUUUAUGAUAUCAUUCUCUAAGAUUAAAAUUCAGCGACUACCUUAUUCUAGUUUUUGAUUAAUUAGAUAUUUAAUUCAAUGCUGAGUUCAAUGCACUCUUUUACUUAACAGACAAUUGCCUUUUAUGAGAUGUAAUACCGUAGCACUGUAGUGUUACCUAAUAAAUAUGCUCUUUAUUUAUUUAUUAGGGAAUAAA